This is a messenger RNA of Anoplopoma fimbria (sablefish), 1020 nucleotides long. It is a transcript of the gene cacng7b, whose product is annotated as calcium channel, voltage-dependent, gamma subunit 7b. Lineage: Eukaryota; Metazoa; Chordata; Actinopteri; Perciformes; Anoplopomatidae. The record is from RefSeq and is a predicted model, not a curated record. Gene Ontology annotation, cellular component: postsynaptic density membrane; AMPA glutamate receptor complex. Gene Ontology annotation, biological process: regulation of AMPA receptor activity; positive regulation of synaptic transmission, glutamatergic; transmission of nerve impulse. Gene Ontology annotation, molecular function: channel regulator activity; voltage-gated calcium channel activity. The transcript is spliced from 5 exons. The coding region runs from base 1 to 1020 and encodes 339 amino acids.
AUGAGUUCGUGCAGCAGCCGUGCGCUGACCAUCCUGUCUACAGUGUUCGGAGCCUGCGGGCUGCUGCUGGUGGGGGUGGCUGUGUCCACAGACUACUGGCUGAUCAUGGUGGAGGGCAUCAUCCUGCAGCAGAACCAGAGCAUGGAGGUGAAGAUGGCGCUGCAUUCAGGCCUCUGGAGAGUUUGCUUCGUGGCUGGAGCAGAAAACGGGAGAUGUGUCGCGUCGGAGUAUUUCACUGAGCCCGAUAUAGAGAUCACCACUGAAAACACGGCAAAUAUCCUCAAGAUGGUGCGGACAGCCACGCCCUUCCCGAUGGUGUCGCUGCUCUUCGUCUUCACCGCUUUCGUCAUCAGCAACAUCGGACACAUCCGGCCUCAGCGCACCAUCCUGGCCUUUGUGUCCGGCAUCUUCUUCAUCCUCUCAGGCCUCAGCCUGGUGGUGGGCCUGGUGCUCUACAUCUCCAGUAUUAAUGAUGAGGUGAUGAACCGGCCCAGAGAGCCUGAGCAGUUCUUCAACUACCAUUAUGGCUGGUCCUUCGCCUUCGCUGCCUCCUCCUUCUUACUCAAAGAGGGGGCCGGGGUGAUGUCAGUCUAUCUGUUUAUGAAGCGCUACGCCGAGGAGGAGAUGUUCCGCCCCCACCCUGCACUCUACCACCCCCGCUUGUCCGAGAGCAGCGACUACAGCGGUCAGUUCCUCCACCCAGAAUCCUCCUGGCCUCCGCCAAAGCGAGGACGCCGGAACUCCGAAGCCUCCAGCGACAUCUCCAUCCAGCUCAACCAGGCGCCCCCGGUGCCCCCCAAAAGUAGCCUCCACGGGCAGGGCAGCCCGCCUUCUGGGUCUUCUUCUGCAGGGAGCUACCAAAUGCCCCCGCAGUCUGCUGGCUACCCCUCCUCACACACCCUCACCAGGUCGCACUCCUCACACCCCCAAGGCCAAGCUCUUCCCAUGGCCAUGCCUCCAUCGCCCGUACCUCCUCCUCACUACCACACUCACAUGCACAUGAGCGCCUCCCCCUGUUAG